AACAAAAUCAUAUAUAUAUAAGUGGAUUUAAUACACAUUAAGUAGCAUUAUCGAUGAUGAUCCUUCAAAUGUUAUCUGUAUUUAUCGCUUUAUUUUUAAGCAAUUCUGCACAGGGGGCCAAUUUAUCUUUGUUUAUAAAUAAAGAAACAGAUUUAAAAGUUCCUGAAAUUAUAUCCAAAUAUGGAUACCCGGUGGAAAAUCAUUACGUAACGACGAAAGAUGGAUACAUAUUAAAUUUACAUAGAAUACCUUACGGCAAGGAUCAAGCAUUUGGUGCAAGACCAAUUGUGUAUAUACAACAUGGUGUGCUUAGUUCAUCUGCAGAUUGGAUCAUAGCUGGACCUGAAAAGGGAUUAGCUUUUGUCAUGGCUGAUGCUGGAUACGAUGUCUGGCUUGGAAAUUCAAGAGGCAAUAGGUAUUCUCGUAAUCAUACAUCACUAGAUCCAGAUCGCGAUGCCAGCGAGUUUUGGAACUUUUCUUGGCACGAAAUGGGCAUAUACGAUCUUCCAGCUGCGAUCGAUUAUGCCUUAGAUAUUGGUAAACAAAAACGUUUAUUCUACAUCGGUCAUUCUCAAGGAACCACCGUCUUCUAUGUGAUGGCUUCUCAAUUACCUGAAUAUAAUAGCAAAGUUACAGCACACUUCAGCAUGGCUCCAAUAGCUUAUGUUAAUCAUUUAGCUAGUCCCAUGUUGAAGUAUAUGGCUUUAUUCCAAUACCAGUUGGAAUUCUUUUAUAGUUUAUUUGGAAAACACGAAUUUGUACCAACUGACAGUUUUAUGCACAAUAUGACUAAGCUCUAUUGCCAAUUGGAACCGUGGAAAACUAUGUGUGCCAAUUCAUUGUUUAUGAUGUGUGGAUACAACCCGAAACAGUUCAACAUGACUUUGUUACCAACAAUUAUGGGACAUACGCCAGCUGGUGCUGCAACCAAGCAAUUUAUGCAUUACACGCAGGAAAUAAAUUCAGGAAUGUUUCGUCAAUUUGAUUUCGGCUAUUUUGGAAAUUGGAUUAAUUACAAUAGUGCAUUUCCGCCAAAAUACAAUUUAGCAAAAGUAUCAUCGCCCGGUUACUUUCUGUACAGCAGAAACGAUUGGUUAUCUUCGGAAACAGACGUAUUAAAGUUAUACAAAGAAAUUGGUAAUCCAGCUGCAAAAAUACUGAUUCAAGAUCCAAUGUGGAACCAUUUGGAUUAUAUGUGGGGUAUUGAAGCCGUUCCACUUGUUUACAACAAAAUCAUCACAUUAAUGAUGAGUCAUGUCGACUUUUCAUUAAUAUGAUGCAUUGUAUUUAAAACAGUAUUUUUUGUUUGUUUUUCAAUGUCAUGCAUAAAUAGAAAUUUUGUUGAAGAAUUGCAAU
Nicrophorus vespilloides is the source of this 1356-nucleotide messenger RNA. RefSeq names its product lipase 3-like. The transcript has 5 exons. Gene Ontology annotation, molecular function: hydrolase activity, acting on ester bonds. The record is from RefSeq and is a predicted model, not a curated record. Lineage: Eukaryota; Metazoa; Arthropoda; Insecta; Coleoptera; Silphidae. Gene Ontology annotation, biological process: lipid metabolic process. Bases 54 to 1277 code for a protein of 407 amino acids.